UUUUUCUUUUUUUUUUUUCUUUCUCAUAUUCCAAAUCAUUAUUCCUUGGUUGCUCUUCCAUUUUUUUUAUUUCUUCUUCCUUUUAUUUUCGGGUUUUCAUUUCUUUAUCUAGCAAGUUUAAUACUCUCUUCAACUUCUUUUCGACUGGUUACUUCUUUUCUCAAGACAGUGUGCUGACAGUUAUCGACUGGGAAGAGACAAGACAAGCCCGUUUUUAUUUAUUACUAUUUAUUUUGGAUAUCAUUGUGGUUGCUCUAGUGACCAUUUGAUUCAAAGGUCUAUUCUAUUUUUCAUAUUUAUCGAUUUUUGUGUGUGUGUGUGGACAUGCCUCCCAGUCCUUCUCCCAAUCGUAAAUCGUCCAUGGCCAGUCCCAACCGGCAUCUGCUCGUGGAAAGGUGUUCCACGAUUCGAGCCUGCGAACCUUGCAAACGGCGGAAGAAACUGUGCAACGGACAGCGGCCCUGUGCUUAUUGUACCGAAGCCAACCUGGAGUGCGUUUACAGUGUGAUAUCCGAUCAUCCCCGAGGCGUCUUUUCUACCAACAAUGCAAGACGUUUAAGCAGUGGCUCGGCUUGUGAAACCUGCCGACGAAGAAAAACCAAAUGCGACGGAAGUUCACCGUGUGGUUACUGCGCCGCCAAUGCCAUUGAAUGCAUCAACAAUUCCGAAAGACGCAAACGGUCCAUUGGCAUGCCGCCGGCCGAAAAUGAAGCCAUUGACAGAAUUGAAGAUCGCUUGCGUCGUAUUGAACGACUCGUGAGUGCUUUUGCCCCUAGUCCUCUGUCACAAAGCACGUCAUAUACCCAACAUGAUCCAGCCACCGCCCGUGCUUCUUCAUCCAUCCACGUUGCCACCCCACCCCGUCCUCAACGUCACUCCGUCCAAGGCAUCAGCGUUGCCAAGGAACAAGCCGAGUUACGAGCGGCCCUUCAAAGUACACGAGCCAUGUCACCGACGCGUGACUCUCCUUAUGCAACGCCUCCUCACAGCGGCGGGAAAAAACCGCCCACCAUGACACUUCCUACACCGAGAUCGGAGCAUCCCCCUUACAGAUCACUGUCACCACCAUUAUCUGCCAACGGUGCUGCUUCCUCUCUUUCCACUUCUCCGCCACCUCCUCUAUCCCCGAGCCAUCCUCAUCACCCCGCAUCCGCAUCCAUGCUGCGACAAGCUUCGCAAAUGACACAUCCCUUGACCUCGUCCAUGCUUAAUCUUAGCCUUUCGCCUUCUUCGUCGACCUCUUCGUCGGCUUCCAUGGCGCAGCAGUUGGCCCCUCAAUCCUCUUUAUCCGCGCCUCUCUCACUGCAAGCUCAAUCGUCCUCGGUGCUGGCUCAAAAAGGGUCAUGGUCUUCUCUUCAUCAAAAAUCAAAUGACGCCGAGGCGUAUCAUCAAAUUCCAAGCCCUCCCGUCUCUUCUCGAAGCACGUCAUCAACACGAGGCCAAGACAUGGAAUGGAAAUCGACGUCGCCCAUGCCGAGUUUGAUGGAGCAAUUAUCGAAACGAACGUUUGCCACCACUGCGUUGGAAUAUCCCAUCACUCAAUUCCCGAUCUAUCCCCUCACGCCACCUCUUCAUCACACGUCGUCUCCCGAUCCGUCACCUAUGGAUCAUCAAGCAUCCAACUAAGACUUAAAGUAUACACACGCCAAAAAGGAAACAAAAAAUGAGGCAUGGCAUCAAAAAGAACCAAAAAAAUACCUCGCAAAAAAAACUUUUUUUUUUCUUCAUUGUUUUUAUUUCAUAACUUAUCUUUAUGCAUAUGCAUAGGUUGUCUGUAAAUUAUAUAAAUCUCUUAUUGCACUAUUCUUAUCUUAUUAU
Messenger RNA from Radiomyces spectabilis, 1818 nucleotides. RefSeq lists its product as uncharacterized. The record is from RefSeq and is a predicted model, not a curated record. The transcript has 3 exons. Gene Ontology annotation, biological process: regulation of DNA-templated transcription. Gene Ontology annotation, molecular function: DNA-binding transcription factor activity, RNA polymerase II-specific; zinc ion binding. Bases 325 to 1626 code for a protein of 433 amino acids. Lineage: Eukaryota; Fungi; Mucoromycota; Mucoromycetes; Mucorales; Radiomycetaceae.